GUGUCCUGCGGCGCGUCGCACUGCGCGGCGCUCGACCCCGACGGGGCGCUGAUGACGUGGGGCCUCGCGUCUAGCGGCGAGUUGGGCCACGGGGGCUGGACCCCCAUUGAGGUUGACAUCCCGCGCCGGGUGAACUCGAUGUCCGGCGUCAAGGUGACGCAGAUUGCGACCGGCGCGAACCAUACCGUCGUGGUCAGCGAGGGCGGCGGCUUGUGGACGUGCGGCCGCGGGCGGCACGGCCAGCUCGGUCACGGACACUUCAACGACGCGGGACCGCUGCAGAGGCUCGAGGCGCUGCGCGGGAUGAACGUGACGCGGGCGGUGGCGGGCGGCAGCCACACCGUGUGCCUGACGGACUGCGGAAGCGUCUGGUCGUGGGGCGCGUGCCGCUACGGGCAGCUCGGCCUCGGCGACGACUGGGAGGGUCGAACGCCGAAGAACGGCGUGUGGAUCAAGGUUCCGUGCGCGUGCGGCGAUCGGUGCAAAAUCGUUCGCGCCGCCGCGGGUGGCAACCACUCCGCCGUGCUCACCGCGUGCGGCGCAGUGAUGACCACGGGCAGCAACUCGUACGGCCAGCUGGGCCACGGCGACAUCAAGAAGCGCUACGCGUUCACGCGCGUCGAGUCCCUCCGCGGCAGCAGGCUCGCGACGGUCGAUUGCGGCGAGGAUCACACCGGCGCCGUCGGCGACUCGGGGAGGCUGUACCUCUGGGGCAGAGGCGACUGGGGCCAGCUCGGCUCGGGAGACGGCCGCUCGCACUGGUCCCCGGCGCCGGUCAACGGC
Micromonas commoda is the source of this 783-nucleotide messenger RNA. RefSeq lists its product with no specific name. The transcript has 2 exons. The annotation marks the transcript as partial. The record is from RefSeq and is a predicted model, not a curated record. NCBI's taxonomy places the organism in Eukaryota, Viridiplantae, Chlorophyta, Mamiellophyceae, Mamiellales, Mamiellaceae.